Messenger RNA from Bursaphelenchus xylophilus (pine wood nematode), 1690 nucleotides. The record is from the annotation of a GenBank genome assembly. Lineage: Eukaryota; Metazoa; Nematoda; Chromadorea; Rhabditida; Aphelenchoididae.
AUGAUGUUGAGUUGGAAAGCCGGUCUCUCCGAGGCAAUUCAGUUUAUUUUCAAUGUUGGCGCAGUGUUUUUCAACCUAAUCUUUAUUAACAUGCUGCGCAGAGAGUAUUUCCAUCUGAAUAUGAGGAUUAUUUUGGUAAGCGGAAUCUUUUGUUAUAGUAUUGAUGCUGAUUUUUUGGAGUUUUAUUUGAAUUCUGAGUUCCGUUUUUUGGAUGGAACCGCCGUUCUUCCGGUAAUGGAUAAUGUUUUUCACACGUUGGGGUUGAAUUAGGCCGUUUCCCGCGUCUCAUUGCGCUUGAAAUUGGAUACAUAUUUGUGUUUUUGUUCCUUUGCGUGGAAAAUUAAGGUGUUGGCUGCAGGGUCAUGGAGAGUUCAAGGGAGAAAAAUUUGGUCAAGAACUAUCAAAAGAAGUGGUUAAAGCGCAACACUCACAUUCUUAAGACACAUGCCUUGCAGGCGAACUACAGGGCAAGCCGAGGUUUUAAACGACCCUCGAACCAGACUCUUGCUAGGGCUCUAGUUUUUCUCUUGCAAAUUUGCCCUAGGUCUUAUAAAAAUCCAAACUCUGUACUAGCACCAUGGGCCGUACUUGCACUUCAACUCAAAAUAACCGAAAAACUUUAAUCUUUUUCAGGCACUAAACGCACUAUCUCUGAUCGUCGCCCAGCUAUCAGCACUCCUUAGCGACAACAUUAUUGACCAUUUACCUUAUGAUAUGGCCAAUGCAAAGUCUUUCAUCGAUGUAAUGCGGGAUACAGCGUUGAAUGUAAAUACUUUUAUGGUGGUCCCUUUGGUCGGGGAGCGAAUUGUUGCCAGCUUCAGUAGCCGACGCUAUGAAACGUUGGGACGGCCAUGGUAUAUGUUCUACGCACUGAGUUUUGUUUCCCUGUCGGUAAGAGAGAUUGAUUCUAAGAAAGUUUUACUACAUAUUAGGCGUGUAAUAAGCUGUCCUUUCAGUGGAUUCUCAACGCUCUUGCCGCAUUCUACACGGAAGAUAUCCUCAGGAACUUUGAUCUUACCGGGCACCUAGCCAAGUUACGGCCAGAAGCCGAGGGUAACAAAUACUGGUUAGUGUUGUACUACGGCGCCGGCGGAGCGGUCAACAUCAUUUCAGUAUUAGUAAGCGCAACCGGUUCAUUCGACAUUUGUGGUUUAGAUAUUUAUCGGGCUCUACAAAUACAACCAGUAUCGAUAUGAGCGCGGUAUGGAUUUGAACCAUCACUCCUUGUCGCUGAGGUAUCAAUUGGCGGAAAAUGUGAGAACUGGAAAGCAAUUGAUGCCUGUGGCAUUUCUAACUUCUGUUACGUAAGUUGUUUUCUUUUUUUGGCAGUUAAUUUCAAUUCUGCCUAAAAUUUGACCUCAUACGAUUAGCGUCGAAUGUGUCUAUUUUAAGGCAGACAUUUUACGGGUUCGUCCUCACCGGCGCUGUUUGGUCUGCAUUCACCAGCGAGUUUAUGGAAGCGAUGUUGCUCAUCAUCCCUCCAACCUGUGCGGUAACGGCAACGUUGACGCCGUUAGUUCACAUUUGGUUCCACGAUACAAUGAGAAGAUCGAUUCUGAGCUCGUUGCAAAUCGAGCAUUCGCACACAUCUCACUGUCAAGUGGAAGGGCUGGACGGAAAGAACUUAAUUGUGGAGAAAAACGACACACCGGCGGUUCAUUUCCAGAUGCUCACAAAGAGCUGGCUGUAA